Molecule: messenger RNA, 4039 nt
Organism: Cyanistes caeruleus (blue tit)
Lineage: Eukaryota; Metazoa; Chordata; Aves; Passeriformes; Paridae
Source: RefSeq, a predicted model, not a curated record
UGCCUAGUGAAGCUCUAUUUGCCAGGAAGUGGCUGGACAUCCCUCGUUGAUGGGAAGUAGAAAAUAAAUCAACUUUUUCCAUCUUAUCUUCUCCCUCUCCUUCACCUCCUGCUGAGGAGAUGAGUGAUAGAACAACUUGAUGAGCACCAGCCAAGGUGCAAAGAGGGCUACCAAGGAGUCCGCUGUGACCAAUUUUUGCCGAAAACCGACUCAAUCUUGUCAGAUCCAACAGACCAUUUAGGAAUUGAAUUCAUGGAGAGCGAGGAGGUGUACCAGCGCCAGGUGCUGUCCAUUGCCUGCAUCGUCUUCGGCAUCGUCGUGGUGGGCAUGCUUUGUGCAGCUUUCUACUUCAAAACAAAGAAACAAACAAAGCAAAUUCAUGAACAGCUGAAGGAAACGCAGAAUAGGAAAACCUACAGCCUAAAUGCUUCCAGCAUGAUGGCAAAGUCGGAGUGUAUGGCACAAAGCCAAGUCCAGCUGCAAAAUUAUUCAAAACCAGAUAGGCAUCCGGGGCCUAUUCUGCACAAAGUUAUGGAGUCUAGUUUUUCAGGCCCUCAGUCUUUCCCAGAGGCCUUGUCUCCUGACAGAGGAACCCAGCCCAUCAAGCACCACAGAAGUCUCUCUUCAUGCUGCAGCCCAGGACAAAAAAGUGGGAUGCUCCAUAGAAAUGCCUUUCGGAGGACUCCUCCCUUGCCUCGGGGUAGGUUCAAUGGAAUUACAGGACCAGCAUAUCAACAGCUCGAGGAGUCCAGGAUCACAGAGCAGGACACCAUACCUUGUCACGGGUAUUCAUCCAGUGGUUUAAAAACUCCUCAGAAUACUUCAAUAAAUAUGCAACUGCCUUCAAGAGAGACAACCCCAUAUUUUAAUAACGUGGAUCAGAAGGACUUGGUCGGCUAUUCCUCUUCAAGGGCCAACUCCGUUCCCAUCAUCCCGUCUGUGGGCUUGGACGAAGCCUGCAUGCAGAUGCAAAAUGUUCCUGAAGUAACAGGCAUCAAAUGGUGCAAAAACUCCUAUUCUGCUGAACUUGUCAAUGUGAGUUCCCCAGUCAGUAAUUGUCUAAUAGCAGAACAACACGAAGUGAAAAUAUUGCUAGAAACUGUGCAGGAGCAGAUCCGGAUCCUGACGGACGCGCGGCGGUCGGAGGACUUUGAGCUGGCGAGCGCGGAGGCGCAGAGCGGCGCGAGCGAGAACACGGCCUUCCUGCCCAUGAGCCCCGUGGCCAAGGCAGAGCGAGAGGCACAGUUUGUCUUAAAAAGUGAAAUGCAAAGAGACUCGGUAUUGACCAAGUGACUCCGUGUGGGGGUUGUGGGAGGGGAAACGAGAGGUCUGUGCAUUCGACGCUUUGCUAAACAGGAAGGGAGGAAGUUAAAUACAAAUUAUUUAUAUGCAUUAAUUUAAGAGCAUCUACUUAGAAGAAACCAAAUAGUCAAUCGCCCUCAUAUCAUAGUGUUUUUUAACAAAAUAUUUUUUUAAGGGAAAAGUUCCAGGAGGGAUGAAGCGUGCUUUUAGAUGCUUUCUAGGCAGGAUUACACAGUUUCGGUUACAGAGGAUUUUACCGCGGUCCUGUUCGGCUGUCCGAAGGCUUAGGCUAUGCAUCUCUUUUUCAGUAAAGGCCAAGUACCGUUCUAAGAUGCAUUUCUGGUUUCAGGGCAGCACUGCAGUGAGCUGCAGGGCAGGGAUUCAGAGCCUGGGGAGCACGUCCUGUGAGCCCAACACAGAUCCAGUCCCCUCUCCCCCUCUGCUCUCGAUUCCUGGUUCAUGCCACAAAAACAGGCGCACAGACACGUACUUCUGAGCUCUGGUACCUGCUGUGGAAUGGUGACAAUGCCCCUGAAUUGAGCAGCUGCUUGACUCUCAACCUUAAUUCGAUGUGUCAGUCACCCCAGGAAAGUCAGUGGAAUCAUUUAUGAGCUUUGGGAUUGGCCAAGAGUGGGAGCAGGGUUGGGGUCUACAGAGAUCCAGUGGUCAGGAGCCCACAGCUGCUCCCUCUUCUGAGCUUUGCCUAUCAGAGCUGCCUUGGUGGAGAGUGAGGAAGAGCAAGAGAAAAUGUAGAGAUGUCUAUUACAACAGGUUUGGUUUUGGUUUCUGGUUUGAAUUUUUUAAGUGGAAACAUAAACUCUGUUGUUCGUUAGCGCCCCUCAACAUUUCUAAACUUUUACACUUUAAAGGCAUUUGUAAGCUCUCAAGGAGCACUUCUCAGUGUGUGUGUAUUUUUUUUAAACUUAUUUUUUUAUUAUGGCUUGUUCAGAGAAGAGUCAGGGAGAUCCAGUAUGAUCAAAAUCCAGCCAGUAAGUGUCCACGCUGCCUAAUUUGUUCCUGCAUUCAGUUCUCCAGUCACUUUAAUUAACUAUGGCUUAGGCUUGUGAACUUUAAAGCUUCAACCCUGCAGAUGGUUCAGUAUGGGCAGACCCACAGGCAUGCAGAGAUCUGACUCCAGUGGAGCUUUCUAAGAGCAGAUGGUUUCCACCAAGUCACUCCCUGCAGGGGAUCAAGGCCUUAGAGAGGAUGUUGCCAUAUCCUCAUCACAUCAUAAGCCCUUUUUGCAUUAGCUUUCUUUUGAGUCCCUCUUCCCCCCCUCCAUAAAUUGUAAGAAAAUGUGCAUAUUUUGCAAUGAAUUGGGUUCAGUGACACACCUUAUUGGGUUUAUUAGUGUUAAAAUAAUCUGCUUAUUCUCGGGGGGACAAAAUCAACUAUAAUAAAUAAUUGCUAAAUAGCCUUUCCUGGUUAGUGCCAGGAGAUUGAUUAAAAAUAAUAAUAAAAAAAGAGACUAUAUACAGAAUGUAUUUAAAUAUUCCUUUGAAGCAAAAUAAUUGUUAGAUUUAUUAAUGUGCCCCAGUCUUUCUAGUUCACAAGUCUCAAGACUUCCCAAAAUAGCACAAUCAAUCACACAGUGCUGUUGUAUGUUGAGUCAGAAUAAAGCAAUAUCUUAACCUUUGUCAAGUAAAUUUGGAAAAGAAAUGCUGAAGGUGUAUGUCAUUUUUAUUUAUUUUUUUUUGUUAAGGCAGUAAAAAAAAAUUAUUAUUGACAGUCUUCAUUCAGCAAGUCUUAUUUUGGGUUGAUUUUGUGGUUUGGGGGGUUCUUUUAAAGAUAAACUUGAUGAAAUUUUCCUGUUUACAGAAUUUUCUAUGGCUGCAAUCUUUGCUGUGUGUUUUCAACAGAAACAUAUUUGAGGGCAAACUAUUGUUUUAUGCCCCAGGAUGGAGUGUGAGCUGUUCAGACUCCCUUCUGCAAAGACACAGAGCUUUUGUUGUAGCAGUGAGGUGGGAUGCCCGUGGGGUUUGGUCUCACCCUGACGUUUUCCUGCCAUAUGUGGUGGUGGGCACAGCCUCACUGUGCAUGAGCUGAGCUGACUGUGGUGGGUAUGGCCCCAGAUAAACCCUCUGAGAUGCAGGGUGCAUUGGCUGGGGCUCAGAUUUGCUCCCCUACCAUCAUUUGAGUUUUCUGUCAGCACCAUUUGCAUCCCCCCCGUCUCAGGACAUGAGCAAAGGGAGCCUGCCUCUGCCCAUAAGCCCUGUGAGCAUACCUGAAUUUUCAUAUUAUAUGAAAAGUGGGUACUGUAUAAAGCUCUGGUUUAACAGUUUUCAAAUGGUGAUCACAGUUAAUGAAUUGUUCACCAUUCAUUUAAUCGAGGUGGUCUCUCUGCAAUACAAUGCAGAAUCCUGCUCAAACUGAUGCUUAAAAAUCAAAUCUUUUCAAUUCAGAUCUUCCCCAAUCUGCAAAUUCACCUCUGGCAACAUAAUGGGAACACACAGCAAGAUUUCAGUUGAAGAAAGAACCAUGUCAUAAGCAAUGCCUUUAAGGAGAGAAUGUGUUCAUGCAGCACCCCCAAAAGACCCAGAAAGAGGAGACGAGCAAUGUAUUUAAGAGAAUGAAAUGUUUUACUGAAUGGUAGCUGAAGAUCUGAAAUGGUGAGGAUAUCUUUGGUUCAUGUUAGAGAUACGAUCUUGUACUCAGCAAAGGAUGUGUGACUGUUAUAUGUUAACUGUUCUAUUCAGUUCUCAGCAUGUUUGAAUAGAGAGACGUUAAUAUUAACCAA